Anopheles funestus (African malaria mosquito) is the source of this 9540-nucleotide messenger RNA. RefSeq names its product cGMP-dependent protein kinase, isozyme 2 forms cD4/T1/T3A/T3B (gene for). The record is from RefSeq and is a predicted model, not a curated record. Bases 5460 to 8675 code for a protein of 1071 amino acids. Gene Ontology annotation, molecular function: cGMP-dependent protein kinase activity; ATP binding. Gene Ontology annotation, biological process: protein phosphorylation. NCBI's taxonomy places the organism in Eukaryota, Metazoa, Arthropoda, Insecta, Diptera, Culicidae. The transcript is spliced from 8 exons.
CUUGUUUUUACCAUUUGAUGUUAAUCAAAUAAUGUUUUAUUAAUGUGUAUAUAUUUUCGACUAGUAUAUCUAUUAAUAUAUUAUAUAUUGUAUUCACUAGAAUAUUUACUAAAAAUUCUCUUUUGUCGCCAUAUAUUAACUAAUCUUACAACCGGCCUCUUGCGAUUUCAAAACAUCACCCUUGUUGGUGCCUUGGCCAAUGUUUGUUUAUAACACUCUCACAGUAUGCGAACUCUCUAGUGUGGAAGAGAGUUCGUAGAGCGUAACUAACCAAAAUGCAUAUUAGUGUUCGCGCCUGCUCCGUUGUACCAGACGAUUUAAAUGCCACCAAAGCGGCGAAGCUUAACGAUCAGUCUCUUGGAGCGUCGAAGAGAUCGUGAAAACCGAUCGUACAGCACGCACAGCACGAAACACAAAGAGAAAAAGCACCCACAAAAGGGGCACACACUCUCGCAGCUUACGUACGAUUCGGACACGACAGUUCGGCUCAGUCACGUUUCGCGUUCCGACGGCAAAGCAACACGCGCGGUUUACGCCGUGGUUCGGUUUCGCAUGCGUUCCUGUCUUAGUUUGUUUAUGUUCCGCAAGUGUACGUCAAUUUACCCACCAAGCCCCUUGUACGUGCGUGCGAAACAGAGGAAUCGAAAACAACAAAGAAGUGGACAGCGGGAUCGUAUCGUGGAUUGGCACGCGGAUCGGAUGCAAAGUUUACGAUCAAUCGCAGCCACGAUCACACGCACACGUGCGCUUUUGGUAGUGCGGAUUUAUUAAACUGCGUUACCGUGCGGUUUUAUUCAUGUAUUCUGCACUCAGUGGCGAUUGUUUGUGUACACUUCGGUAGGUGACGAUCGGUGUGAGUGAAUUGUGAUGCAGUACCUGCAUUGCAACAGCAUUGUACAGCCCCGCAACAACCACAACAGCAAGGCAAGCUGUUAAAUGUCUAAGAGCAAACGUGUUGGAAGUGAAGGCGAAACCUCGAGAUAUACAAAAACAAGUUCUUAGCCCUCCCAGUCUCACCCAGGCCUUGUUGAGUUUUUGUUUAUUCAGCCUGUUACGUUUGGGUGCAGGAAAGUGAUCUAUGUAUGUGAUUUUUAUGUGCCUUCUUGCUAGCGUUGGAAAUAGUUCAUAAACGAGUAGUACGAUCUUCUGAACCCGAAUACCCCAUACCUUCGCUCGUGAAAGUGUAUCUGCACAUCGAAAGUGAACAUCGAAGAGGAAAGUGAAGGUGGAGCACAUCACUGUCGUAGCAAAUUCAGAAAAGAUUUCCUACAAGAAAACUUCCUCUCAGGAACCUUCAUGAUUAAGCUUUUGCAGUUAAGAUCGGAUUUUUUUUUCGAAUCCAGCCGAUUAAGUGUUUUCACUCGCCCGUAGGGUGUAAUGUUCUACUCUACUUAGCGUCAAUCACGUCAUCGUGGCGUUCACCGCAUGGAUCGUGUUUAGCGACCACAUAAAAUAGUAGCCAUUGCUCGCCAUAGCUGGUGAGAUGAAUUUCUUGCCCAUACGAUCAGUCAAACUAUAUGGAACGCUAUGCCUCGGACAAGGAAGUCUUUCGAUACAGUCGUGCAAAGAAAGAAGCAAAUCGUAUAAAUAACCGGUUGGUAUAAGAGUGGGUGGUAAUCAAUUUUGCCUUCUUCUACUUCACGGAUUUCCCCUUUUAGCCAUCGGUCCGUAAUGGGAAGGACGUUGGCGGACCUGAGCAUUCCACCAUUCUCAACUCCCCCGAAGAAGAGUGUCCGCCUGGCUGAGUAAGCAAAGCACAAUUCUUCUUUGCCCAAGCUUAUGUCACGCUUGUGAAAUGAGCAAUCACUGUUUGUGUGUCUGGCCGCAGGCAAACGCUUUGGUGACAACCCCUUCUCCUAAGGCCAUCUGAAGAUCGAUCUCUGCACAAUGGGGGUUUUCCCUUAAGUGUUGUGCUGUAUUUUAAAGGCUUUGGCACAUUUUUUUCGUUCACUCCGAAACGGUCGAAGGUAUCGAGACUCCGAUCGGCAAUCUCGGAUAUAUCGCGUAUGGUUCUCCCUGAUACGUGAGGCAUUGUAUGUAGUGGUGGUAAACCGUCAUGGUCAACCAACAGUACUUCUGCAGUCUGCAGCCAUUUACAAGUUGUGAGAGUUUGUUCUAGGGUAGGGUGUUGGCUCAGUACCACCCCGUACGGCCAUGACCACCCUAUGCGUUGUGAAUAAUUAACCAAACCGCACGAAGCCUGUGUCCUUAAAAGAUCAUUUUGUGUGAUUGUUUCUUUAGUUUUUUCUCCCCCUACCGUAAAGAAUAGAAAGGCAUAUUUCGAGGACUGGUUUGUUUAUCCACAGAUUGCAAGAUAUAUGCAAACGUGAAGUGAACUUAUACUAUGAGGUUUAGUUUGAUUUUUUUGUUGUAGUUGUUACUGAAUGGAGUAUGUGGUUGAUUGGGUAGUCACCUUUGUUACGUGAAUAACAUAACUUUAAAUCAGAGCUAAAAAUGAUCGAAACCUUCAUUUUUCCUCAGGUGAUUAUAUGGAAGGGAUUAACAUCGAUUACACUGGCCAACGCCAGCAAAAGUAACGAAUGACUGAUCCCAAAUUGAAUCACCUUUCAAACUAGCAGAGAGCCUCAAAUUAAGACAUUAUCGUUUAAAUUGAAAAGCCAUUCAGUAAUCGAUCCCGAAUGAUCGAUCAUCAUAGUAAGCGUUGAGCCGAUUGGACAAACAAACAAUCCCAAAUGCCUAUCACUUCCUUAUUGUUGAAAAACAAAACAUAAUAAAGCGUUAGUUUUGCUAGAAAAGUGAAAAUGUUCAAUGAUCCUUCCUCUUCCAAUUUAUAAUUAUUGAUCACGCUUUUGCAAAUGUCCAUCAAGUUCAGUGUGUUGAAUUUAAUUUUCAAGAUCCUCGAAAUGCCACAGCUAUUGGUAUUCUAAUGAUUUACAGUAUUUUAGCGCUAUGGAGCUCACAUACCCUUGUAAAAAUCGUAACACAAAUGCGAAGGUCCUUCUCCUUGUGAAAUUCUUUUGCGCCUUCUUAUAUUCAACGAUUGAUUACAAGAUCGCGGCAAGCAAAAUCAAAAUGUCGUUUGUAAGCCUACAAAACUUUAAGGAUGUUUGACGAUACCACUUUUGAUACGUGAACAGUACGAUCGUCGCGUGACUGGGCAAGGUAGCUUCAACCUUUUUAGCGUGCUGGAAUGUGUUUCUGAUGUCGUUGAAAGGCUUCAAAUACUUACAAGCGUCUCGAAUAUGCACAGGCUGUUCGGGAAGUAAUUGGACACGUAGACAGGGGCUUUCAAUUAAUUCUUAGCUAAUUGAAGGAUGCGCAAGACGAAUCUUAUGAGCGCACUGUACCCAAUGUGAUGCGCCAUCCAAUUUGCAAUUGAUUUCAUUGAACUAACUGGCGUAUAAUAGAUGCCCUAGUUUUUUGCCGUUUAACAGUGGUAUGUAGAGUAGAACUGAUAAUGCGUUCAAUUUAAUCCCAUCCGAUAGAGUGAAAGAUUCAUUUCAUCGCUCACGACGCUAUGAUGUGUUGACGUUCGGCUUUUAAUUAGUCUUGCUCAGCACACUUACGAAUGGAAUCUAAUUUCUCUUACCCGGUUUGAUACGCGCGCACUCCGUUGGCCAAGAAAUGCAAAACCGACAGACGUAAAAUCGAUUAAUUGUGCCCCUUCCUUAACCUUUUGCCUAAUACGUUUGGUGGUUUUCGACGAUUUUACGUACGUAUUGUGUUGCCUGGAAAUCAAUGGUUUAGAAACCUAUUUUUGAGCAGUGGAACUUAAGACACGUGGAAUUGGAGUUACAAUAUGAUAAUCAAAUCCUAUCGAUUUUUGCUUGUAAUUAAUUCGCUUACGGAUUUUGAGUUUUCAGAUUAGAUUCCCAAUACUCAGCAGGUCCCUUCCCAUGAAUUCGUUCAGCCCGCAAACGAAAUGUUUAUUAGAAGCCGCAUAUAUAAAUAAAUUUUAUAUGAAAUGAUACCAUAAAGACAAUAAAACCGAAAAACACACUCAUCGCCCAUAGCGAAAACUGGAUUACUAUUGGUUGCUAUUUGGGCUGACAUGGCGGAUUUAUUUUGUUUUUGGUAGGCAAUUUUACGUUCGCGCAACUUCUUGCUUCAUGCGCAUUCACUCACUUUAUGGGCAAGCUGAGGACCUUGAAAACUCGCUCAGCCAAGCAAUACGUCGUUGAAGCCGUACAAAGCAGUCGUGAUUCAGGAUGCGAUCGAAAGUCCAGCUACGAGACGAACGAACCGGUUCAAGGAUCCUGCGUCACACUACCUCCCGCUGGACCGGAAAAUGUCGAUUUCGCUGUCUACGCAACGAUGUCGUAGAGUUUAGUGAGCCCUUCCUGCUCAAUUUAUGGAGUUGAAAAUCAAUGAAUACAUUUACACGGUAUGGUCGAGCGUAUGGAAACAAUAACGUUCUAAAAGGGAAAGGGUUGUGUGAUUUUCAUGAGACUUUUUUUAUUUUAAAAAUGUUGUAUUUACUUUGGAAAUGUAAACCUUCUAAUGAUGCGAUUCAUUUCAAGCAAAUUUCUACUUUGCAUAAAUAAAGUUGCAUGCUUUAACCAGAACAAAUUAUACAUUCCACAGCAAAUGCUGUUUCCAAACCCACAAAGACUCUUCGUUAGUCUGCUUAAAUCUCUCGAGCAUUUGUCAAGGUUGUGUAUGUUGAAAUAUUUGGAUAUUCCUUCAAAUUUUGCCAACCUUACUGCCCCUCUUUCAAAAAGCAACAACAUGUUGACAUUUUAACGCCAAAUCUUUAUCGACACUCGAAAACCACUCUCCAUUGGCCAUCAGCGUUCAAAUAUAAUCUGAGAAUGAAGUUAAAAAUAAAGCUCUAUUAUGAUUGUAUCUCUCCGGCUAUUUUUUGUGCACUUGAGGUUCAGGGUAGUAAUAGAAUGAUUGUCGGUGUAGAUCAGGAUGUUGUUCGUGAUCAACCAGUGUUAUCAGCGGUUCAUUCGGGAAUUUUAACGUAAUAUACUCCAACACACGUAGAAUCCAUAAUCAGCUGAAAUCCAUUGGAGUUAUAGCUUGAUGAUCAUUGGGUUUACCUCAAAACCGACGCCACACAAAAGCACCCUUGUGCCUUGGUAUGCACACACCCGUGCGCACAGAUGCGCUCAUUGCUUUCAAAAUCGUACUUCGAGCUCCACACGUUUGUUCAUUGAGACAUUGAGGUACUGCUGCUUAUUUUUCUCGUUAUUUGUGUUCCUUUGUGAUGCGGCAGUCGUAGCUGAAGCGUAUCAAAUAAUAUAAUCAUAUUACAUGUGGCUACCAGUGAACGAAUUACAUACUGCUAGUGUUCGUGAUUGAGUGUAAUCGUCACUCAAUUCAGCAGAGUUUCGGUGUGCAGUGUCAAAAUAUUGGAGUAUCUUUCAAACCAUUAAAAUGAAAGAUACAGCAUAGUGCAGCUCAGUUUCAGUGCUCUUAUUCUUCAAGUGCAUUAAGGGGGCAAACAAAAAUUUUCGUACACGGUUCCGUUUUGUGCAAUAAAAAAGAUAAACAUGCGGAUUAUACACCAUCCAGGACGUGCUAUUGAUGCGAGUCUUUCGCUCGAACAACGCAGUGCAAUGGGUGCCCUCUACGAGGCCAACUGGAAUAAAGUACAGUCUAGCAUGAACUCGUUGAUCGAGAGUCAUCACGAGACAAAUCCUUAUGAAACGGCAGAUCAUCCAUCGUCUAGACCUGUUAACCUGGAGUCCUAUCGAACAUCGACCGUUGCCGGUUCUUCUGAGGAUGACGAAGGCCUUCCCGAUGAAGAGGAGCGCGAUUCUUUUCAGGAAGGCAAUGGUGUCCUCAAAGCAUUGAAUGGAUACCGGCCAGCUACAAUAAGACGUGCGCGUCAACGCCAAUACCCAGAAUGGGACGAGUCGAAGGACCCGAAAGACUUCCUGGAUGAUCCAAACGCUACCAAAUAUCAUACCGUCAAAGGACGGAUGUUUGAAAAUACUCACAAACCGCGGCCUGCUUUGCGAGGCUCCAGUAUGGCCGAGUUCGAUGCAGGACACUACGCUAACUUACUUUCAACAGAAGAACGUGUGCCGGCUGUUCCAGCACGUAAUUCAACCUUAAAGCGUUCCAAUACGGUGGCAGCAAAAAUCCCUACCGCUCAGCAGAGAACUCUAGAUCGACGGGAACUGUUCAUGCACCAACAGCAACAUCAAUACCAUCCUCCACCUGAACACCAGUCGAAAAAGGAACGUGUGAGGCAACAGAAACCUAUGGACGAGUACUCGGAUCAUCUUCACCGUCCGGUUAGCCACUAUCCGGACCCGAUGCCGGGAAUCGAAAGCAAGCUGAGAUCUAGCGUGAUCUGUGAUAAUGGUACCGGUAGGGCCCGGUAUCGUGAUAAAUCCAGCCCAGCCGACUAUCGCCGUGGUAGCGAUGACAGUGAGAGUAAUCUAUCGAUCGGUGACCGUAUGACAUCGUACCGAUCGGACAACGAUCUCUGUUCUCAGAUCUACCGGGAGGGUAGCCGAAAUGGCUCAUUGGCAAGUAUUCCACGUGCAUCGGCAACGCUUUCCCGCAAUCGCACCAUCAAGGGUCGUCCAAUUUUAGAAGAUAUUCCAGCCGAUCUGUUGCCGCGAUUAGAACCGGAGAAACCUAAACGUUCCGAUAAGAAAGUCGGUUUCGGCAAGAUGUUGUAUAAUACGAUUUCGGCUGGUACGAAGUUCCCGCGCACAUUGCUCAAGUCACAUUUUGGAGCUGGUGUAAGGGAAGCUGGCGAUAUGUCCGAGAAUGAGAGUGCGACCGGAUGUCACGACUCGCCACUCUCAUCGCUGUCCUCUUCUGCGUCUUCUUCCUCGUCCUCAUCACCACCAUCGUCAUCCUCUAAAUCGUCAUCCUUUAAAAAAUUGUUUGGUGGCGGAGGAACUAGCGGUGGCAGCAGAAGUACCAGCAAUAGUAGUAGCAUCAGCAAUAGUAUCAGCUCUGUCACUGUGCAUCAACAACGACGUCCGCAGCUUAGAGAUGAAUGCGGUGAUUCGUUCAUCAUUUCCUCGCGUCACGGCCCAGCCAGUGGCAAACUUGCCUCGCUAGUUCCCGUGCAUACGUACGCACGGAAGCGACGCACAGGAAAUUUGAUCGCCAACGAACCCAUCUACGGCAACGUGGAGGAGAUCUACGUCAAUCCUGAUGAGGGUCGCGUUGAGGUGUCGCGUGAAGGCAAAUACCUGUCGACGCUAUCCGGUGCUAAGGUCCUCGGUGAGUUAGCCAUCCUCUAUCACUGCCAACGAACGGCUACCAUCACAGCCGCGACCGACUGCAAACUCUGGGCUAUCGAGCGACAAUGCUUCCAGACGAUCAUGAUGCGAACUGGGCUGAUACGGCAGGCCGAGUACUCCGAUUUCCUCAAGAGUGUACCGAUCUUCAAAAACCUCCCGGAAGAUACGCUCUGCAAGAUAUCCGAUGUGCUGGAAGAGUGCUACUACCAGAAAGAUGAUUAUAUCAUCCGUCAGGGUGCCCGUGGUGAUACAUUCUUCAUCAUCUCCAAGGGUCAGGUACGCGUAACGAUACGUCAACCGGACACGCAGGAAGAAAAAUUUAUCCGCACUCUUGGGAAAGGCGAUUUCUUUGGCGAAAAAGCGCUGCAAGGGGAUGAUCUGCGCACUGCAAACAUUAUCUGUGACUCACCGGAAGGAGUUACCUGUUUGGUGAUCGACCGGGACACUUUCAAUCAGCUGAUCUCGAAUUUGGAUGAAAUCCGAAACCGCUACAACGAUGAAGGAGUUAGCGAGCGGAAAAAAAUCUACGAAGAGUUCCGGGAGGUGAAGCUUUCGGAUCUCCGCGUUAUCUCCACGCUCGGUGUCGGUGGCUUUGGACGUGUAGAGCUGGUUCAGCUUGCCCAAGAUAAAUCGAGAUCGUUCGCACUGAAGCAGAUGAAAAAGGCGCAGAUUGUAGAGACACGUCAGCAGCAGCACAUUAUGUCGGAAAAGGAAAUAAUGAGCGAGGCAAACUGUGACUUCAUCGUAAAGCUGUACAAAACGUUCAAGGAUCGGAAGUACCUGUACAUGCUAAUGGAGAGCUGUCUCGGUGGUGAACUAUGGACGAUUCUACGCGACCGUGGACACUUUGACGAUGGUACCACGCGCUUUUAUACAGCCUGUGUGGUCGAGGCGUUCGACUAUCUGCACUCGCGCAACAUCAUUUACCGCGACCUGAAACCGGAGAACCUGCUUCUAGACGUAUCUGGGUAUGUGAAGCUGGUUGAUUUUGGAUUCGCCAAAAAGUUGCAAUCAGGUCGAAAAACAUGGACAUUCUGUGGGACACCGGAGUACGUUGCACCCGAAGUAAUUCUCAACCGAGGACAUGACAUCAGCGCUGACUACUGGUCACUUGGAGUGCUCAUGUUUGAGUUACUGACUGGUACGCCACCGUUCACUGGUGCAGAUCCGAUGCGCACGUACAACAUCAUCCUGAAGGGUAUCGAUGCGAUCGAGUUCCCGCGCAACAUCACCCGCAAUGCCAGUGCGUUGAUCAAGAAACUAUGUCGAGACAAUCCAACCGAACGUCUCGGGUACCAACGAGGUGGCAUCAGUGAAAUCCAAAAGCACAAAUGGUUCGACGGCUUCUACUGGGAAGGAUUGCGGAAUCGUUCACUACCUCCUCCGAUCCUGCCGAAGGUACAGAGCGUCGUCGAUACGGCUAACUUCGAUGAUUAUCCGGCCGAUCCCGACGGUCCACCGCCGGACGAUCUGUCCGGAUGGGAUGAUGAUUUCUAAGCUUCGCAUCUUUCAUUCUUCAAGAUCUUUCGCGCUAAAAUUCUUUUAAAGUUUUGUUUUUCGUCCCGCAGUGUAGAGAGCCUUUAUCUCGUACAUGUGUAUUUUUGUUCCUUCAGGAGAAUUUUUAACGUUGUGUGUCCGAUGUGUUUGACUGUGGGGUGGAUGAUGGUGCGUGGGAUUAAAGGUCGCUUGUGGGACGAAUGUUUUCAAACGUAAUUGUUGUAGCGUUUUAUAUAAUUAUUUUUACAAAUUUUAUCAUUUUAUCCAUUACUCAACAAGAGAGAGAUGUGCAACAAGAGAAGACGGGUACAAAUGUAUUUUUAAAAUGGGCGCAAAAGAAAACAUUAAAACUAGAAACAUAAACGCAUAUAGAUAAUUGAACCACAAGUAGAGGAUUGAGAACAGCAUCGCCCAUGUCAUGUAGAUGGAGAGACUUGUCCUUUGUGAUCCAUCUCUUUUCUUUGCGUAAAAUUUGCGAGUAUGGAGCGCCUAUCGUCUCCAGCUAGCUAACAAAUGAUCAUCCAACUAUUACGUAACACUAGUAGAGGGUACGGGAGUUACUGCCAGCGUUACGAUUUGUUCUUAAUGUUGUGCAAUUGAGAUUCUGUAAAAUAUACAUAUUAAACGUUUGUACAUAAAAUGCCCGUCAAAAUUCACGAAUAGAUGCAUAGUAACACAAUUAUUGUUUCACAGAUUAACUUUCAAAAUCAUGGAGAUCGUGAAGCAGUGAUCGCUUGUGUUUUAAAUAGGUAUGAGCUGUAGCUGUAUGAAUCACGCAAACUAGUUUCCUUUCAGCGGCUGAUUAGAAAUCAGAAAUAGUUUCUAGGGCUUAAAUCUCAGAGACAAUAAAUUCGUUUUCUGUGUA